AUGCUGUCCACCAGCUGGCUUUUCCUCCUGGUAUACUUGGGGCUGGCCUUUGCCGGCCGGCCGCCAACCGACGAGGGAUGCGUGACGGCGGUGUACACCGCCCUGGGUUAUCUCUCUUUUUCCGGCGACCCGGCCCAAGGAGCCUGGGAGGCGCGCUGUCAGAACCGGCUGAAGGUGACCUCGACGUAUGCCUCGGCGGAUGUUUAUUGUACGGAGGAGGAGCACAUCGCGGGAUUUGCUCAGUUGCAAGGCUACUGCCUUGAAUACGGCAGGGUCGACUUGAUCCCCCGCGAGCAGUUGGCCGAGAAUCUCACCCACGAUGCGCUCAGUCGCAUGCCGGUCGUCGAAUAUGGGCAGAUACCAAAGUCUCAGCGCAUCCCCACUGCGGUUCUAAUCUCUCCGACAUUUUAUCGUCGGACAUUCGACACAAUUGAUACUUGGCAGUUCGAGGUCUGGUCACACAAUGCAUUCGGCUUAUUAGGAUAUGCAUUCUGGGCCCUCGUUAUCGCUGUUGGCAUCUCCCACCGCCUCGUGCGACACAUUUUCCACGCGCUAGACAUUCGAGCAGGACAAUGGGCGCGUUCACGCCUACGGUGGCUGUGGAUACCGUUGGAUGGGAUAUAUCACUGGUUGCAGACUCAUCUGGUGGUACCGGCUCCGUUGUCAUCGCCACGGCGGAAGCUGCUUUGGUGGACGUUUCCCACACGCGUUGAAGCGGCGACCGUUCUGUUGUUCUGGGUGUUGAGCGUUGUCUUUUGCACGUUGGAGUACCGGCCAGUCGAGGGGAAUCUCUACUGGCCUUCUAUUCCGGACCAAAUCAUGCGCUACGCCGCUGACCGAACCGGUGUCUUAUCUUUCGCCAAUCUCCCGCUGGUAUGGCUUUUUGCCGGGCGCAAUAAUAUCUUCAUCUGGGCAACAGGAUGGAGUUUUGGGACAUUUAACUUGUUCCAUCGACAUAUUGCCUGGAUCGCUACUUUCCAGGCUGUCGCACAUACCCUCAUUUACCUUGUCAUCAUGUACCAAAAAGGCAAUGUCAUCAGAAAGCUUCACAAGCCGUAUCUGAUCUGGGGAACACUGGCAACUGUUGUGAUGGUCGUCAUUCUUCCAUUUGCAGUGCAGUGGUUUCGCCACCGGUUAUAUGAGACAUUUCUUCUCCUGCACAUCCUCUUCUCCAUUGCUCUUCUGUUCGGAUGCUUCUACCACACAAUCAUCUUCGAAGGCCACGACUACUGGAACUACCUUUGGCCAGCAGUAGCCAUUUGGAUCGCCGACCGUUCUUUACGCCUAAUCCGCCUCAUCUACUGCAACAUCCACGUGCGAGCCAACGCCGGAAAGGGCGUCCAGUACACGCGCAGCACAGCAACCUACGACCCAUCAUCCGACGUCAUCCGUCUUGAAGUGACCCCGGGAUCAGCACACAUUCGCCCCUCCCCGGGAGACUUUUACUACCUGUACCAGCCCUUCCGACUAACCGGCUGGGAAAGCCACCCAUUUACACUCGGCGCAUGGUCCUACGACACCCAGCACCGCGGAACCUCCCCCUCAUCAAAAGACAACGAAGUAGACAUAGAUGUCACCCAAGUGCCCCUUCUUUCCGACCCAUCCUCACCAGGCACAACCACCCCCGACGAGACCCAACUCAAACACCCACAACCACGCCAACACAGCCGCCAUAGCCAGCAGCGAAUUCCCAAAUUCAUCUUCUGGAUUCGUCCCUACGACGGCUGGACCCGCUCCCUGCGCCAGCAAUGCACCAAUUCCCCCGAUCUAACCACCACCACGACCAUCCUUCUUGAAGGGCCCUACGGCAACCACUUUCCGCUAUGGAGCUACGAAUCUGUCCUACUGAUAGCAGGAGGAACAGGCAUAGCAGCCGCGGUCCCGUAUAUCCAGGACCAUAUUGCAAGGUCAUCUAUCGAGUCAGACACGAUUCCCUCGAAGAGCAACAGCACCACGACCCAGACGAAGGAUAUGCACCUCAUCUGGGUAACCCGCCAAGAGGCGUUCGCACAGCAAGUCGCGGGAAGAGAAUUAGCGCCUGCGUUAGCGAGGGAUGAUUUCCGGGGGUCGUUUUAUUGCACCUCUUCUUCUUCUUCGACUCCUACUCCCGCCAGGUCCGGUGACGACGACGAAAGUGACACAGAUACUGAUCGACGAAGCAGCCGAGAUCAUCUCUGGAAGGGAGACACUGGGAAUAUAGAUAUCCUUCCCGGUCGGCCAGAUCUAGAAUCGCUCGUUCUGGACCACGCACAUGAAGCCCAGCUGAGUGAAUCAUCUGCCGUGGUACUGGUCUGUGGGCCUUCCGCGUUGGCGGAUGAGGCGCGUGCGGCGGUGCAUUUGGCUAUGAGAAGAGGGUAUCGGCGGAUACGUUAUAAGAUUACAUAUUUACAACGUGGUGUUGCUAAACUGAAUAUUAAUCGAUGGCUCAGUUGUCAAUCAACUAAUAUCAAUUUUUUAAAUGACAGUAGAUUCACACAAGCCUUAUGA
Aspergillus niger is the source of this 2487-nucleotide messenger RNA. RefSeq lists its product as uncharacterized. Lineage: Eukaryota; Fungi; Ascomycota; Eurotiomycetes; Eurotiales; Aspergillaceae. The record is from RefSeq and is a predicted model, not a curated record. Gene Ontology annotation, cellular component: plasma membrane. Bases 1 to 2487 code for a protein of 828 amino acids. Gene Ontology annotation, molecular function: ferric-chelate reductase activity. Gene Ontology annotation, biological process: intracellular iron ion homeostasis; copper ion import; iron ion transport. The transcript is spliced from 9 exons.